Messenger RNA from Synchiropus splendidus (mandarinfish), 2658 nucleotides. RefSeq lists its product as uncharacterized. The coding region runs from base 366 to 1430 and encodes 354 amino acids. The transcript has 6 exons. The record is from RefSeq and is a predicted model, not a curated record. Lineage: Eukaryota; Metazoa; Chordata; Actinopteri; Syngnathiformes; Callionymidae.
UCUCACUUGAAUUUUCACGCAAGAUGUAUUGUGAUGGCUCGAUUGUUAACAAAAAUAAGGAACGCUUCACGAAUUUGCGUGUCAUCCUUGCGCCUACUGGAGAUGGCUCUUCUCUGUUUCACUAAAUCUCUUGUUUCAGUAUUUGCUCAGCCCCUCCCCUCGGGUAGUUACUCUCGGUGGGCGGUGACGUGUUUCAAUUUGCUCAAUCAUGUAGUCUCUGAUUGGCCGGCCGGCGACACACUCGACUCGCUCCCCCAGGCAGUAUAUUACACUUGUAGUAUAUUGUACACUUACAGUACACUUAGUAUAUUGUUUCCACCGUUCACCACAGACUUUGACCGAACGAAAUUGAGCACAUAAGCGACAUGGCCUCGCCAGAGUUCCGUUCUGAGGGCUCGUCCUCCAAGCUCACCCUAAGACUCAAGGAGGUUGCGGUCAGGCUGACCCGCCUGAACGAACACCAGCUCAGCAGCUGGGGCGCCAAGAACGUGGACACGGUGAGGGAGGAGGCGAAGGCUCGUGUGCAGUACACCUCAGCACGUGACAAGGAGCCAUCAGAGGUCGUCGCUCGAGCGGCCUCCUGGACUCCUGACGUCGGGCAAGAUGUGGAGGAUGUGGACACCACCAUCGAAGAGUUCCGUUCUGAGGGCUCGUCCUCCAAGCUCACCCUAAGACUCAAGGAGGUUGCGGUCAGGCUGACCCGCCUGAACGAACACCAGCUCAGCAGCUGGGGCGCCAAGAACGUGGACACGGUGAGGGAGGAGGCGAAGGCUCGUGUGCAGUACACCUCAGCACGUGACAAGGAGCCAUCAGAGGUCGUCGCUCGAGCGGCCUCCUGGACUCCUGCCGUCGGGCAAGAUGUGGAGGAUGUGGACACCACCAUCGAAGAGGUCAUCGAGAGAGUCCUCCAAGGGGCUCCCAAGGAGGGUCCCACCAGGGUCACCUUGUGCCGCAGGCACUCGGCCUCCAGAAAGGACUUGGUUGUGCUCAAAGAGCCGCAGGGGAGCGAGAGUGGCCGACCCGGGGACCCCUGCCAGUGGUGCCAUCAAGCCAGACACGUGUCCACUGGGCACGCGUUGUACAAGGAUGUGUUCUUCUGCUCCGUCAUGCGAGGACAGUCGGUGGAUCAGUGGCUGCGCAAGCAGCGUGGCGGCCAAGCGGAGGACACCAUCCCUCGGACGACGGAGUGGAACCUUGUACAGCGCCUCAAGAGGGAAGAAGCCCAGGAGGAGCGUGAUGGUGAUGACGAAGAGGCUCCACGGCGUAAAAAGAGCAAACCGUACAAACUGAGGAUCUGCCAACAAUGCGGCCAGCCAAAGCAGAAAGAUUACGGGCACUGUCAGUAUGGGGGACAGCAUUAUUGCGCGCUUUAUGGCUGCAAGACCGCCAGGCUGUGGCUGGCCGAAAAGCGACAGAGGAAGGCACCGUGAGGAAGGACGCGCAGUGGCGUUCUGAGUGUUUAUGUCGUUAGGAUAGGUGGAGUUGUGGUGUGUGUAGUGAUUCCUUCUCCAGAGGAGCAAACAUGAACUCCUGUUGAACUUUGGUGAAGGUAUAACUUCAACUCGGAGACAUCUCCUCGGGUUCCUCCCAUGCCUGUUGCAGCUCAGAGAUCUCGGACCCCCCCAGAUAAGGACCAUAAAUUGGUUGAAUGGUCGAAGGGGGGAGAGACCAGAGAACAUUCCAAGAGGGGUUUGAAGUAAACAGGAACCCAGACCAACUCAUGAACCCUGUUUGGUGGAGGACACACACAGCUCCCCCUUCUCCAGGUUCCAGAUGAACAAAGACAGACUUAUAUGUGAAGGUGUCUUAAGGUGUAUUUCUAAAAAAAGGACUUUUGUUUUCCACUUAACCCAUGGUUUCCACAGGAUGUUCCCGCAAACCAGAUGCCCUGAACAUGUGAUGUUAAACUUGACAUGAAUGGUUGAUUGUUAUAUUGAUCGUUAUAGAAGGUUAUGUGCUAGGAUGGUCAUGUUUGGUGUCGUUUGAAUGCUAAAAUUGAGAUGGGAAAGUUUUGACAGAUUGUGAGCAACUUUACAACUCAGGUAAUGUUUUAUUGUCAAAUGAAACUCUGGUAGUGGGAGAAUCCAGAUCUCCCAUCUGCAGACUGGAAUUUACGACAUUGUCAGGGGAGGAGGAGGAGGAUGGCUUGGAAACUAUCGUCCAAUCAGCAACAGGUGAUGGGACUCCUUCAACCAAUCAAAACUGGGCAAUGACACUCUUCAUGAGCGUUUAAAAGACCCGGUCAAAAGAACUUCGACAGUUCUAGUUCUUUUUCCUUUGACAAAGGUACGCUUCCGGUCCUACGCCUGAAGCCGCGUGUCCUCAUCACCUCCAAGUCACCUCGCUGAGAACCAGGACGCCUCCCUCCAAAGCCGCCUGCCUCCUCCCUCACCUCCUGACCGACCUUCUGCAUCUACUCAUCACCCUCUCAUCCAUCCAUCCCAUUCAUCCCUCCAGUCAUCGCCAAAGUAAGCCGCUGCUUGUCAUCUCUGCACAGAUUGGUGUGUUGGGGUUCUGUAAUAUCAUUACUUGCCUGAGGUUGACAGUUAGACUAGAACGUCUCAACUUUCCCAUCAGUUACAUACGCGUCUGAUGCAGUAUUGAUAUUGCUUCAUAACUGGUUUACGCUUCCAUCGCGAUAUUGUCGGGAUCAUCUCA